Messenger RNA from Chinchilla lanigera (long-tailed chinchilla), 2042 nucleotides. Its product is annotated as histone H1.0. The record is from RefSeq and is a predicted model, not a curated record. Lineage: Eukaryota; Metazoa; Chordata; Mammalia; Rodentia; Chinchillidae. Gene Ontology annotation, biological process: chromosome condensation; negative regulation of DNA recombination; nucleosome assembly. The transcript has a single exon. Gene Ontology annotation, molecular function: double-stranded DNA binding; nucleosomal DNA binding; structural constituent of chromatin. Bases 234 to 818 code for a protein of 194 amino acids. Gene Ontology annotation, cellular component: nucleosome; nucleus.
GAGCCAGGCGGGCAGACCGAGCGGCAGACCGGCGGGGCUGGGCCACAUAGAGCCGGCCCAGCGAGCCCUCGCGCAGCCCGCGCCGGGGAGGAGAAGAGGCAGCGGCUGCUCGUCCGCAUCCCUGACGGCCCAAGUCCGGAAGGGCCUGGUAGCCAGGGGCCCGGGAACAGAUCCCUCCGACGAGGGCUGGCCCUUGGGAAGGCGCCUUCAGCAGCGGGACCAGGCAGGCCACCAUGACCGAGAACUCCACGUCCGCUCCUGCGGCCAAGCCCAAGCGGGCCAAGGCCUCCAAGAAGUCCACAGACCACCCCAAGUAUUCGGACAUGAUCGUGGCUGCCAUCCAGGCCGAGAAGAACCGCGCUGGCUCCUCGCGCCAGUCCAUCCAGAAGUACAUCAAGAGCCACUACAAGGUGGGCGAGAACGCCGACUCCCAGAUCAAGUUGUCCAUCAAGCGCCUGGUGACCACCGGUGUUCUCAAGCAAACGAAAGGGGUGGGUGCCUCGGGGUCCUUCCGGCUGGCUAAGAGCGACGAACCCAAGAGGGCAGUGGCCUUCAAGAAGACCAAGAAGGAGGUCAAGAAGGUGGCCACGCCAAAGAAGGCAGCCAAGCCCAAGAAGGCUGCCUCCAAAGCCCCAAGCAAGAAGCCUAAAGCCACGCCGGUCAAGAAGGCCAAGAAGAAGCCGGCUGCCACACCCAAGAAAGCCAAAAAACCCAAGGUUGUCAAGGCCAAGCCAGUCAAGGCGUCCAAGCCCAAGAAGGCCAAACCAGUGAAGCCCAAAGCCAAGUCCAGUGCCAAGAGGGCCGGCAAGAAGAAGUGACAAGGAAGCCUUUUCUUACGGACACUCCUCUCUCACUCUCUGUAAAUACUUUUUUCCUUUCUUCUCUCUUGAUUCUCUGCAACCUUUUGCCCCAUUUGCCCUGACUUUAUAAGAGACAGACUUUGGAUUCCUCGGAAAUGGUGGAAUUAGUGCUUUUUCCUUCACCAGUUGUGCAAGGACCGCGACAACAGAUCUCAUCUCUGUAACGAUGAGGAUGUACUUAUAUUUUGUUUUGUUGAUUUGCUAUUAAUCUAUGGGGCUCGGGACUUGGGGGGGCUGUGCGUUGUGUUGGGGGGUUGCUUGACGGUAGACGGGGAAGGAGAGAACAGGCGCCGCAGCUUGUUCUCGCUAGAGGAAAGGGAGCCCAGGAAUCGUAAAGGUCUGUAGGAGUGUCUUUCAGGUUUUCUUUUAAGUUGGGCACCCUGGUGGGAAUUUCCGAAGCUCUGGGGAGAGGCGAGCAGCAGGGGGUCCGAGGCCGGAUCCUCCUCUCCUGGGUCGGCGUGCCCUUCUGGCCUCCCUAUUGUCUUAGGGAAGAGGAGGGGGACAAGUGACAGCUGGCUGGAGAAACUAGCUUCCCCCAGCCAGCUAGGACCCAGCCGUGGGAUGGCGGGGAGACUUCUGUGGCUUCGGCAAAGUCUCUUAACGGGAGCGGAAACUUUGGGGGAAGGAUGGGGAGUCGGUCAGCCAAGUGCCUCAGUGUGCCCUGUUGAAACUUGGGUUUUUUCCACACAAUUUGAUGGAUUAUUGUGUCUUUGGAGGACUUUUUUUUCCCCUCUGUAUUUUGUUCCUUCUCUAAAGACGUGGCUUUGCUUGGUCUGGUAGGGCUCCAGCCCCGCCGCCAGCUGCUUAAAAACCUCCCGACCUCUUUUUACUUCGGAGUCUUUUUUUAAGUAGAUGUAGAUGGGGAGGGGGAGGGGCAGGGAGUGGACGGUAAGACAUACUGCAGUUGAUUUGGAAUUUGCUACGUAGUUAUAGAGCUAGAUCUAUGUGCAUGUGUGUGUAUUUGUAUAUAUGCAUACCUAGGGCUACUACUUAGGUUUUACAUCGGGAGCUGGGAGAAAAAAACCUGUACAGUUGUCUGCCUUUUAUUUUUAAUAUGAAGAUCGCGCACUUGCGCCACCCCGCCCCACCCCCGCCUUUUUUAAACAAGUGUUACUUGUGCCGGGAGAAAUUUGCUGUCGUUGUAAUUUUAAAACUUUAAAAUAAAAUCUGGAAAAGGAAAAA